Messenger RNA from Arabidopsis thaliana (thale cress), 1289 nucleotides. Its product is annotated as gelsolin protein. The transcript has 3 exons. The record is from RefSeq and is marked reviewed. Lineage: Eukaryota; Viridiplantae; Streptophyta; Magnoliopsida; Brassicales; Brassicaceae. The coding region runs from base 117 to 980 and encodes 287 amino acids.
CGAUUACGUUAUCAUUAACCAACGUUUAGGAGGACUUUGCUUCUUCGUCUUCUUCUCUCUUUAGGUUCUUCAAGUUCGCAAUCCUGGUUUGGGUUUAGGACAAAUCAGAGAAGAAGAUGAUGUUUGGUUUAGAGAAAACGAUGACUUUGGAGCAUGAAAUUCUGAAGGAGAAUCAUGAGACUCUGUUGAAAGAUUAUGAGAGUCUUCAGGAGAGGAUUAAGCAUGCUGAGGAAGCUUAUGAGGCUAUUAAGUUGCAUCAUGAGAACAAAGCUAAGGAGCUUGAAGUGAGUAACAAACGCUUGCUUGAGGAAUGUAUGAAAGAGAGAAGGGAGAAGGCUAAGGUUAGGAAGACUUUUGAGGAGAUGAAGAAGACAAUGGAGAGUGAGAGAACUGCUAUUGUUGAUGAGUUGAAGUCGAAGAAUCAGGAGCUUUUGUUGGGGAAGAAGAAAGAGGAAGAAGAGUUAGUGAAGAUGGAGAAUAAGUAUGUUGAGUUAGCUGAGAAGUUUGAUGUUGUUGAAAAGGAAUGUGCUUACUUGAAGUCACUCUAUGAUGCGGAAGUAGUAGCUUCGGUUACUCAAAGUGCUGUAAUCUCAGGGGUUGGAGAGACUGAUAAUCUUAUUGGUCAAGGAGAGAACGAGGCUAAUCAGAAUGUGAACAAUGCUGUGACAGAUGCGAUAAUGAUAAGUGAUGAUGAAAAUGAUAAUAAUCCACCUAUUGAGAGUAACAUAAGCUCUCAUCGGUCUGGUGAUAGAAACCAAGAAGAAGAAGGCAGGAACAGAGGAAACUCAGCGACUGAGAACCGAGCUUCGGGAGAAACCUUUACUCCGGUAUCUGCUAAUCAUCCACCGCCUUUUUCUCCUUCAUCGUCAUCUUCAUCAUCAUCAUCUUCAGACGGCGCUGAGAUUGUGCUUAAGCUGCCUCGUAAUUGGCCUGAAUGGGCAAUCCCGAAAGGUCCCGGGAAGGAUUCCAACAAGCCUUAGAACAUUUCAGAUGCAACAGAGAGCCAAAAGAAGUAAAUUUGAAGCUGCACUCUUAAGUUAAGCUAGUUAUGGAAAUCUUCUUACAUAUUGCUUUCUGUUUUUGUCAGGAGUUUAUUUAACAAUCUCUGGAACUACAACAAACUAUUCUAUCUACUAUCAAAUCAAUUAUUCAUUCAUGAGUAUAAUAAUAGCUGAAACUUUCUGUGUUACAACAAUUUCACCAUAACUAAAAUUGCAUUUGCAUUUGAAUACUGCAAACGCAAAUUGGCUUUGUAUACGCAUCUUGUUUAUAUAUGGAUUAGUUUUUUC